CAGUGAAGUGAACUCAUUGGACAUUGACUUAUUGAUUUAUAUAAUUAUAAAAUACCUGACCGUAGUAGCAACAUUUUACAUUUUUAUAAAACGUUUAUCAUUCAAAAUAAAUACAUAAUAAUAUAAUAUACAAUAUAACCACAUUAUCAACUACGGCGGUCUCAUGACUCAUAUCAGUCAUAUCUUCGGACGCAGAUUUUAAAUCAUAAUUCGUAAGAAAAAAUCUAUCAUUGCUCGUCAAUAUUACUAGUGAGUAGCGAAAUUUACAUCAAUAUUAAAUUAUUGAACUGAAUGACAUAGUAGUCAGACGUCGGACCUUAGACCUUUUGGUGAAACAAUCAUGGCCAUCAAACACUUGUCCAAAGAUUCCGUAGAACCUCCAAAGGAACCGGGUUCAUUACGCUUCUACUCGAUGCGGUUCUGUCCGUAUGCGCAGAGGGUCCAGCUGGUAUUGAAUGCCAAGGGCGUACUACACGACACGGUGUUCAUUAAUCUGUCAGACAAGCCAGAGUGGUUCUUGAAAAUUUUCCCCGCUGGMAAGGUUCCAGCUUUGGUUUAUGAUAACAAGUUCCUCUCUGAAAGUCUGCUGCUGGCAGAUUUCCUUGACGAACAGUAUCCUGAACCUCCUUUGCAUAAUAAUAGUCCUCUCCAGAAAAUUUUGGACAAGCUUGUCAUAGAGUCUUUUGGAAAAGUCGGUACAGCAUUUUAUAAGGUAAUGAUGACCACAAAAGAAAUAGAAAAAAAUAAUUUUGAUGAACUUGUUAAUAGUUUAAUUCCCAUUGAAACCGAACUAGCAGAAAGGGGAUCAACAUUUUUUGGAGGUAACAAGCCAAGUAUGGUUGACUAUAUGAUAUGGCCUUGGUUUGAGCGUUUAGAUGCUAUAAAUCCAUAUUCUCAUGGAACGUUUGUUAUUCCGUUUGAAAACAAAUUUCCCAGGCUGACAAAGUGGAAAUCCUUAAUGAUUGCUGAUAAGGCUGUAGCACCGUAUUACAUCACUCCAGAAAAGCACGCAGAACAUUUUACAAAAAGAAAGGCUGGAUUACCUGCAUAUGAUAUUAUCUAAAGCAAUCCUCUUAAUUUUCACCCUGACCCAUUGUUUUUUACUUAUUAGACAUUGCGAGUUAUUUACUAUUUUAAUUUUAAAUAAAUACAAUUCUUUUGUGAUAUUGCAUAUUGGAAUAGAUGACUCUUGUUGAAAUUACUUUAAUGUAAUCAAUUACUAAAAGAAAUAGUAAUGAUUCAUUAUAACUUUAAAAUGGUGGUAGUACUUUUAUUCUUUUUUUUUUAAAUACAAUUUGACACUUGUACUUAAAA
Molecule: messenger RNA, 1314 nt
Organism: Diuraphis noxia (Russian wheat aphid)
Lineage: Eukaryota; Metazoa; Arthropoda; Insecta; Hemiptera; Aphididae
Product: pyrimidodiazepine synthase-like
Biological process (GO): glutathione metabolic process
Cellular component (GO): cytoplasm
Molecular function (GO): glutathione transferase activity; glutathione dehydrogenase (ascorbate) activity
Source: RefSeq, a predicted model, not a curated record